Penicillium chermesinum is the source of this 1128-nucleotide messenger RNA. RefSeq lists its product as uncharacterized. Bases 1 to 1128 code for a protein of 375 amino acids. The record is from RefSeq and is a predicted model, not a curated record. The transcript has a single exon. Lineage: Eukaryota; Fungi; Ascomycota; Eurotiomycetes; Eurotiales; Aspergillaceae.
AUGACGUACCGCCCAAUCAGGCAGUUUGUUGUCCGGCGGCACAGCGUAUUGCCGACGAAGAACAAAGUCAGUCUCACGUCUGAAACCUCCCGCCAUUUCCCCCGUACCACACCUGGUCUCUAUGGUUGGGCUCCUCACAAGACAGUCAUUUCGAAAUGUGCCCUCACUAUGCCGGACGAGAAGCGGCGCGUUAUUAUUGAAAAAUCCAGCACGGUCCGACGGCGGUACCAACGCAGCAACAAGGUCUUCCGGUUCUCCGCCGAGGAACUCAAACGCAUCGAACGCGAAGAAGCCCGCGAGAAACGCGCUAGAGAACUACGAGAGAAGGAAAAGAGGCGCAUUGCCAAUAAAAAGAAGAAGGCCGAGCAGGAUGCAAGGCUCCGCGAGGAGCAACGCCGACAAGGCCCGCCUGAUCCCGAGAGCCUCAAGUUCCCGUCCAGCCAACAACUGCUGUCGAGAUUCAUGACCUUUACAAAAAAGCCCCCACAACCCCAGAAUGUCGAGCAACCCGAGCAGCCUGCGCAGCCAGAACACCCCGAACAGACCAAAGAGCUACAAUUUGAAGCAGUCAAGGACAGCAAGGGACACAACAGCGGUGCAAGUGCAGAUGACGGCAAUGACGACGGCAACGCAGGAGGCGAUACCGAAAUAGAUUCGGAUGGCUUUGAUGAUUUAGACGAAGAGCUCGAACGAGAAAUGUCUACCCUCGAGAGAGCCGGUCCCUCGAACGCCCCCGAAGAUGACAAAACACCCGAUGAAAGCCUCGGCCCGCAUACCACAAUAGACACGGGCGAAGCAAUUCAUGAAGAUACAUGCCAGCGACAAGGUGAUGAAGACGAUGAGUUUUCAGAUUGCUCCGUAUUCAACGAUGAAGGUCUCUUGAAAGAGGCGGAUGCAGCUGGAACGUCUAGGCCAAAUAUCACAGAACAAAGAGAGCCACCCUCGGACAAUAUACCGGCGCACCCGCGACGACAACCGCCAGCCGAGCAGCUCAAACUCCCCCCUCCCGGGCUUUCCUUGGGAAGUUCGUUUCGAGAUGAGACUGCCGACUUUCUCGAAGAUGUCUUCGCGCGUGGUUGUGGUGAUUCUUUUAGUGAGCUUAUCCAGGCGGAUAUAAAACCCUUGUAG